AUAACUAAAUGGAUUUCAUGUGAAAGCUUGUGGAGAUUUACAUAACCAUAGAUAAAAGUUAUAUAAAUUAAACUGCUUGAUAAAAUCAAAAUACACUAAAAUCCUGUCAUUUUAAAAAUUGGUACAGGUACAUUAAUUAUAUACAAAACAAGCGUAACAUCUGUAGAAACAUCUGUUGUGUUGUGUUGUAAAUAGUGAUGAGAAAAAGAUUAUUGAAUGAAGAUGAUGACAUUGAUGAUGAAAAUAUACCCAUAAAGAAAAGAGCAAUGAAAGUUAUACAACUAAAUCCCAAAACCAAAACCGUGAUUGUUAUAGUUCUCAUUUUUGCAGCUGUCAUUUAUUUAAUGAACUUUCCAAUAUUUUCUUCUAAUACAAUAGAAGAAUUUGACAUUCCUAAUGACAAUGUUCAUGACGUUAUCAAAGCUGAAGAUGUUUAUGUUAGUCCUGGAAGUUUAAAGUUUAAAAAACGACAGUUUUAUCUUGAUGGGCAUCCAUUACGUAUUUUGAGUGGUGCUGUACAUUACUUUCGUAUACCAGAAGAUUAUUGGGAUGAUAUUUUAAAGAAAGCUAAAGCAGCCGGUCUGAAUACAAUCGAUACAUACGUACCAUGGAAUUUGCAUGAGGACAGACCUGGAAAUUAUUACUUUGCUCAACAUCUUGACAUCGAAAAAUUUUUGCGGAAGGCAAAUGAUCUAGGAUUAUAUGUGAUAUUUCGUCCUGGACCAUAUAUAUGCUCAGAAUGGGAAUUUGGAGGCUUACCAGGAUGGUUAUUGAAAGAUCCUGACAUGGUGAUAAGAUCUAACUAUAAACCAUAUCAAGAUGCAGUGGACAGAUGGUUUGGAGCACUUAUUCCUAAAAUUAAAGAUUUUCAGAGAUCCAAAGGUGGACCUAUCAUUGCAGUUCAAGUUGAGAAUGAGUUUGGUCACUACAGUGAUGAAAUAGAUCAUCUUUUGUUUAUCAAAAAAGUUCUACAAAAAUAUGGUAUACAGGAGAUGUUACUAACCUCUGACAAUGGAAGACGUCAAUCUUUAUUUUACAACCAGGCUUUGCCAACAGUUAAUUUUCAAAAUUUCCAAAAUGGAAAAACAGAUUUUGAGCGUAUUAAAGCACAAUCUAAAGAUUUUCCAUUAAUGGUCAUGGAGUUUUGGAGUGGCUGGUUUGACCACUGGGGAGAGGAGCAUCAUGGAAGACCUGAACAUUUUAUUCUGUCAAAUUUUGAGGAGAUUUUGAAGAGUGGUGCUUCUGUCAGUAUAUACAUGUUCCAUGGUGGGACAAACUUUGGUUUUAUGGCAGGAGCCAACAAUGCUGAUAGUCCUAAGUAUGGAGCAGAUGUUUCCAGUUAUGAUUAUGGCGCCCCAAUAUCAGAGUCAGGGGACACUACCCCACUCUAUCAUGGAAUGAGGGAUUUAAUAACUAAGUAUACAUCAGUUCAACCAGGAUCUGUACCACCAAACAGGGAAAAAGCUGCAUAUGGUCAGAUUGAAAUGUUGAAUUUUAUGUCAUGGUUUGAUAUACUUGAUGUCAUGAAGACAGUUACACAGGAUAUUAACACUUACAAGAAACCAUUACCUAUGGAAUAUUUAAAAAUGAUGGAAAGCAGAGAAGGUUAUGGACAGAACUAUGGUUAUAUUGUAUACAGACGUACCGUACCAAUGUUUACUAAGUUGGAGGUCAAAGGAACAAUGAAAGAUAGAAUGCAGAUAGUGAUUGAUGGAAGAAGAGACAGUAAAGUUCUGGACUGGAAAUCAAAUUAUGAUUACACUAUGGAUGUAUCUUCUCAUGGUAUGAGAGAGGGUAACCAUACACUGGACAUCAUUGUGGAAAACUUAGGACACUUACAAACCUAAUGUUAUAUUAUACUCAAUAGGGUAACCAUACACUGGACGUCAUUGUGGAAAACUUAGGACACUUACAAACCUAAUGUUAUAUUAUACUCAAUAGGGUAACCAUACACUGGACGUCAUUGUGGAAAACU
Messenger RNA from Mytilus trossulus (common blue mussel), 1975 nucleotides. Its product is annotated as beta-galactosidase-1-like protein 2. Gene Ontology annotation, biological process: carbohydrate metabolic process. The transcript is spliced from 14 exons. The record is from RefSeq and is a predicted model, not a curated record. Gene Ontology annotation, cellular component: vacuole. Lineage: Eukaryota; Metazoa; Mollusca; Bivalvia; Mytilida; Mytilidae. Gene Ontology annotation, molecular function: beta-galactosidase activity. Bases 198 to 1847 code for a protein of 549 amino acids.